AUGUUCUACUCAAUCUUCUUGCUGUCAGCCCUCUUCGCCGCCCUCGCGGUAGGCAUUCCUUCUCCGCUAAUACAAAGGCAAAAUGCCUGCGCCGGCGACAAGUCUAUUGCGGGAUACUGCAACACCCUGUCAUACACAGACAAAACCGGCACCUUAUCAACAUCAGCGCCCUCGUCUUCAGACUGCCAACAAACUUGCCAAGGCGUAUUAGGGGAUGCCGGCGACUGGGGUGUGGACUUCACAGAUAGACCGGCGGGCUAUCGCGACAACCUAUAUCUAGGUCCUUGCGAAUUCGGUAUCUCCCGGGAAACAGACGGGGACAGCACAGAGUUUGAGUUUUCAAUGCAUAACCAGGAUAUUGUAGAUGUCAUCGACGAGGUCAUCAAGAGGUAUGCGGGCCAACACGACGGAAAGGUACAGGCGGAGGGUACGAUGGAAUGUUCAGGCCAUGUGGUUCGCUGUGAUUUGUCCAACGACGCCAUUAUGGCGAUGGGGACCUUUGACGAGUUAAUGCCGGCUGGAGGAAAAGGAUAUCUUAUGACAUAUAAAGGAGAUAUGGCCGCCAGGCCGGAAGCGUUCAUAGAUUCUGUGGGGGUAAAUUAA
Messenger RNA from Daldinia vernicosa, 603 nucleotides. Its product is annotated as putative necrosis-inducing factor-domain-containing protein. Lineage: Eukaryota; Fungi; Ascomycota; Sordariomycetes; Xylariales; Hypoxylaceae. Bases 1 to 603 code for a protein of 200 amino acids. The record is from RefSeq and is a predicted model, not a curated record. The transcript has 2 exons.